CAGGCUUGAAAAAAAUAGUAGUUAUUUAGUACAACUUUCACCCUCUUUGUACUCUUGCAAAUUCCACAUUCCUCUGGUUUCUUGGUUUAUUUUUUUCCUGUUCAUAGUACUUUUAUUUGCGCUAAUACCAGUAUACGACAUACGACAUACGACAUACACACGCAUUCAAACUCGCUCUCGUACACAUACACAUAUAUAAACAUCACAAACAGCCAAAUACCGUUCUCCAUCGAAAAAUGAUCCGCAGAGAGACCAGAUUGAGGCGCGAGUUCCUAUACAAAAAGUCGCUCGAGUUGCAGGAGCGGCAGACAUUCGAAAAGAAGCAGAAGCUGAAGGAGGCACUGCGUGAUGGCAAGCCGAUUCCGACGGAGCUGCAGAAUGAGGCUGAGGAGCUCAACCGGGCGUUGAAGCUGGACGAGGCGCAGGAGAGCACGAUAUCGACGCAGGACGACGAGUACGCGCGCGCAGGUGUCUUUGAUCCCAAGGUAGUGGUGACAACGUCCCGCGACCCGAGCUCGCGGCUGCAGCAGUUUGCCAAGGAGAUGCGGCUGGUGAUCCCCAACUCGCAGCGUAUCAACCGCGGUAACUACGUUAUCAACGAGAUCGUCGAUACAUGCAAGGCUAACGAGAUCACGGAUCUGGUCAUUGUGCAUGAGACCCGCGGACAGCCCGACGGCCUGAUCAUCAGCCACUUCCCGUAUGGGCCGACGGUGCACUUUACGCUGUACAAUGUGGUGUUGCGCCACGACAUCAAGGACCAGGGCAAUAUUUCGGAGGCGUACCCGCACUUGCUCUUUGAGAAUUUUAGUUCUAACCUCGGCGGGCGCAUCAAGAGCGUGCUCAAGUUCCUGUUCCCUGUGCCCAAGCUCGACUCGAAGCGCGUAAUGACCUUUGCUAAUGAUAGCGAUUUCAUCUCGUUCCGCCACCACGUAUACGCCAAGAGUGGCCACAACGAGGUUCAGCUGGCUGAGGUUGGCCCGCGCUUUGAGAUGCGGCCAUACGAAAUCCGCCUGGGCACGGUCGACAUGCCCGACGCUGACAAGGAGUGGGUGCUGCGGACGUACCAGAGGACGUCACGCAAGAGGGAUCUUCUCUAAUAUGCAGGCUCUAUGCGGCGAUGUGACAAAAUUUCAGAUCGGAUCUGAACCUGAACACAACAUAAAACAGAACAGAUACCAAAAAUAUACUUUUAUAUUUAUAAACUUUUUUAAACCUAAC
Messenger RNA from Kickxella alabastrina, 1218 nucleotides. RefSeq names its product anticodon-binding protein. Gene Ontology annotation, cellular component: nucleolus; small-subunit processome; Mpp10 complex. Gene Ontology annotation, biological process: rRNA processing. The coding region runs from base 237 to 1097 and encodes 286 amino acids. The transcript is spliced from 2 exons. Gene Ontology annotation, molecular function: snoRNA binding; rRNA primary transcript binding. NCBI's taxonomy places the organism in Eukaryota, Fungi, Kickxellomycota, Kickxellomycetes, Kickxellales, Kickxellaceae. The record is from RefSeq and is a predicted model, not a curated record.